CUAUGUGGACCACACUUUAGUCAUCAGUCAAUCAUCACAUCAUGUUCUGCUGGGGAGACGGUUCGAGUGGACAGUUUGGUCUAAACUUUGAGAAUGUGUCUCUUCCGAUAGCAGGGAAUAUAUUCUCUGAUAAAGUCACAGAAAUUGCUUGUGGGGAGCAACACACUUUGUUUCUCACCGUAGAUGGCAGGAUCCUAUCAUGUGGGCGCAACUCAAAGGGACAACUUGGUAGACAGAAGAAAAGAGAUUCAAAACUACCAGCCCCAGUGGAGGGUCUGGGGGCAGUGGUCUCUGUGGCUUGUGGUCAGGACCACUCUGUAGCUGUGUGCGCAUCAGGACAGGUCUACUCCUGGGGGGCAGGGGGUGAGGGACAGCUGGGCAUCGCACCUACUACUGUCUCCAAAGUCCCCAGGCCAAGACCAGUUCAAAUACCUUCGCCCUUGCCGAUAACAGUGAUACAGGUUGCUUGUGGAAAUUCCCAUUCUUUGGCCCUGACUAAAGGAGGACAGGUGUUCUCAUGGGGUCUGAACAGCCAUGGACAGCUGGGCCUGGGGAAGGGAGUCCCUCUGCAGCCCAUACCUGCCCUGGUGCGCCCCCUCACAGGGGUCCCAGUGACCCAGGUAGCAGCCGGAGGAACCCACACUCUGGCCCUCACCCUCCCAGGCCUGGUCUACUGCUGUGGGGCGAACAGGGCUGGGCAGCUGGGACUCAACCGUGUGGAUGAGAAAGGCCGGUUCAACAUCUGUUCUGUGCCUGCUCUCAGAGUCUUGGGGGUUUCCUUCAUCAGCUGUGGAGAGGCACAUUCUGCUGUCCUCACCAAGGGUGGACAGGUGUUCACCUUUGGAGAGGGAAGCCGAGGCCAGCUUGGGCACAACGCAUCAGCUAACGAACUCCUACCCAAACUGGUAGAGGGUAUGGAUGGACUGGCCUCACAGAUAGCAUGUGGCAGCCAUCACACCCUGGUGCUGGGGUCCUCAGGUCAACUCUGGGCCUUUGGCAGUGGGGUCAAAGGUCAGCUAGGGACUGGCAUUACGGAGGGCUGCUUGCGACCCACCUCAGUGCUGCUGAAAAGGGCUUCUGGUGGGGCAGCAACAGUCAUACACAACGACAUGAAGAUAUCAGUGGGAUGGAAUUCAAACUUCAUUUACACCACUGAGAGUUCUGAAAGAGAACAGCCAAUCGGGAGGUUAGAUAAAGCCAAGCUGCAAAAAUGGCUGACGAUGGAGCAAGGAAAUGCAGAGGCGCAAAGAGAAAUAUCCUUGAUGUUCUCAACAAGUUCAAGUCUUGUGGCCAGUUUCACCAAAGCCAGUGAGUCUCCAUCAACUAAAGCUGCAGGAGCUUUGAGAGUGGACCUAGAGGCUGCUAGCCAGGCUUUUGAUCAGCUCUUCAACAUCCCAUGGAUCAGGAAAUCAGUAAAUAUAUUGCCACUGGUGGACACUCUUUGCAGUUCAGCAGCUGUCAUCAAGUCACCAGAGAUCAUUAUGCUACUACCCACAAUCCCUCUUCUCCACGAUGACCAGAAUGUCAUGAACAUGGUCAUGGCUUUAGCAAUAGUUAUCGCUGAGGAUCUGAAUGAAACGGCCAUGAAAAUUUUAAAAGACUGGUGGUCGUCACUGGAGCCUUCCAUCAUGACUAAGCACAUUCUGAUGUGGAAGAAUGCCCUGUCAUUCAUGCUGAGGAACGGUCUUCUGGCUACCCACAACCCCGGAGUCAAAUUCCUGCUGGAAGCCCUCAAGUACCUCCACAGAGCAAACAAGAGGGCCAGAAGAACCCAGGAAGUUCCCGCCAGUACCUUUUAUGUGGAAGAGAUCAUUGAUAGGGUAAUUCCUAUGGAUGAUGUGAAUCUUUGGCACUUUUGGUCAACAAGGGAGGACACAGAGGUGACACCAGUCAUCUUUUGCCGUUACCCAUUUGUGUUGAGUCUGAUCUGCAAGAUGGCAAUUUUCAACAGCAAGGCACUUUUUACUAAGGUGGUUCACCGUCUCACCCACCUGCAAACAGUGAUGUAUCCUUCUGGAACGUUCCCAGACAACCCAGAAUCUCCCCCUGCUCCAGUCUUCCAGUUGACCUUAAGGCGCCCGUCACUCAUCGAAGACACCUUCAGACAACUGGGUGCUGCAGAUCAUGACUACUUCCAGAGAGAACUUGUGGUGCAGUUUAUGGAGGACAUGAAGCUGUCGCUCGUCAACAUAAGGGACUUUUUCCUCCAUGUGUUUGAAGAGCUGUUGGCACCAGAGUCUGAGAUGUUCAUGUACAACGACACCAAGACACUGGUCUGGUUCCCUGCCAAGCCCAGAGUGGAGGAGAAGAGCUACUUCCUGUUUGGUGUCUUGUGUGGCAUGGCCCUGUACAACCACAACAUUGUACACCUGCCCUUCCCUCUGGCCCUGUUCAAGAAGAUGGUGGGGGUCAAGCCCUCACUGGAGGACCUGAGAGAGUUUGACCCUGUUGUGGGAGGGAGUUUGCGGUACCUCUUGGAGGACUACACUGAUGAUGAUGUUGAAGAAAACCUGGGCAUGACCUUCACCGUGAUCUGGGAUGACCAGAAGGUGGAGCUGGAUCCCAAAGAAACAGGAAAACCAGUCACAAGUUUUAACAAGAAGCAGUUUGUUGAUGCCUACGUGAACCUCGCCUUCAACCAAUCAGCGGAGAAGGUGUUUGAAGAGUUCAGGAGAGGCUUCUUCAAGGUGUGUGACAGGGACAUGGUGGAGUUGUUCCAGCCUGAGGAGCUCAGGGGAGUCAUGGUGGGGAAAGAGGACUACGACUGGGACACGCUCAAACAGAACACUGUGUAUGAUGGAGAGUACCAUGCCAGACAUCCCAACAUCAUCACAUUCUGGGAGGCUUUUGAGGAACUGACAGAUGACCAAAAGAAAGCUUUCCUCCUGUUCCUAACGGGCUGUGAUCGCGUUCCUAUCCUGGGCAUGGACAAGAUACAGAUGACUGUGGCAGUCCUGCAGAACUCUACUGAACUACAUUUCCCAGAAUCUCAUACCUGCUACUUCCUACUGCUGCUGCCCAUCUACCCCUCCAAGGAGAUGCUGCUGGCCAGGCUCAAAGAGGCAUGUGCCCACAACAGAGGCUUCUGGAAGGAGUAAUGGACAUUAUAUAUAGGCUACUGCUGUGUUAAUUAUUUCAUUCAAUGUGUUUCUUACAUGUCAAUAUAUCUCUUCAGUUUAGCAUAGGAUUUUGGUUGUGUUGAUAUAGCCUUCAUCUAGCUUCAGAUUUUACACUUUAAAAAAAAAACUUUAAACCUUGGCUUUUUCAAGUGAACAUUUUAAAUUUGCAAAUGUUUAGGCUAUGUAUAGGCUUACCGUGUUAUUGGAAAAAACUAUCCUUGACUUAAAGUCCACUAAUUUUGAAUGUGAGUUAUGAAAAAACAUUGAUUUAUUUUGGCAUUUUAUCUAAUUCUGCAUGGGAACAUCCUUUUUUCUGGACUGCAUUAUAUUUUGACAUUCGUGUCUGUAUCUUGUGUUUUUUAACAUAAUAAUUAUUUAUGUAUCUAAAUAAUACAGAUAUUAGUUUCACCUUAAAGUAUUUUCUUUCAUAAUUGAGUAUUCCCUCAAAUGCUGAGCAGUGGUGUGGUUUCUCCAACAACCUGCAUAACCUUCCCAGCUAGCACAUAACGUUCUGAGAACUAUAUGUUUCUUCUUCGUUUUGCAUACAACCUUCCCUUAACAUUUCCUACAGGAUUCCUUAUGGUUCUAUUUAAAGUAAAUUGUUCAGAGAUCGUUAAGAAACAAUGUUCUUCUAUGGGAAUUUCCAUACUUCAGCAUAAUGUUUUCUGCAGCUUUCCUCAUGCUUCUAUUUAAAUCAGGGAUGGGCAACUUUGAUGGGGUGGGGGCCACAAAAAAAACAGAACUCAUCAUGAGGGGUGGCAAUUCUGCACAUUUUGCCAUUGGGCAUAAAGAAAAUGUUGCCGUUUUAACGCAAGUUUAUUGCAAUCCUACACAGUUUGACAUGGGGCGGAGAGAAGAUACAUUUUUUGGUCAAUGGGCCCCAUCCCAGUCGGUAAUUCAACCAUACAGUUGAAGUCGGAAGUUUACAUACACCUUAGCAAACUACAUUUAAACUCAGUUUUCCACAAUUCCUGACAUUUAAUCCUAGUAAAAUUCCCUGUCGUAGGUCAGUUAGGAUCACCACUUUAUUUUAAGAAUGUGAAAUGUCAGAACAAUAGUAGAGAAUUAUUUAUUUCAGCUUUCAUCACAUUCCCAGUGGGUCAGAAGUUUACAUACACUCAAUUAGUAUUUGGUAGAAUUGCCUUUAAAUUGUUUAACUUGGGUCAAAGUUUGGGGUAGCCUUCCACAAGCUUCCCACAAUAAGUUGGGUGAAUUUUGGCCCAUUUCUCCUGACAGAGCAGGUGUAACUGAGUCAGGUUUGUAGGCCUCCUUACUCUCACAUGCUUUUUCAGUUCUGCCCACAAAUUUUCUAUAGGAAUGAGGUCAGGGCUUUGUGAUGGCCACUCCAAUACCUUGACUUUGUUGUCCUUCAGCCAUUUUGCCACAACUUUGGAAGUAUGCUUGGGGUCAUUGUCCAUUUUGAAGACCCAUUUGCGACCAAGCUUUAACUUUAAGACUGAUGUCUUGAGAUGUUACUUCAAUAUAUCCACAUAAUUUUCCUGCCUCAUGAUGCCAUCUAUUUUGUGAAGUGCACCAGUCCCUCCUGCAGCAAAGCACCCCCACAACAUGAUGCUGCCACCCCCGUGCUUCACGGUUGGGAUGUUGUUCUUCGGCUUGCAAGCCUCCCCCUUUUUCCUCCAAACAUAUGGCCAAACAGUUAUAUUUUUGAUUCAUCAGACCAGAGGAUAUUUCUCCAAAAAGUACGAUCUGUCCCCAUGUGCAGUUGCAGUCUGGCUUUUUAAUGGCGGUUUUAGAGCAGUGGCUUCUUCCUUGCUGAGCGGCCUUUCAGAUUAUGUCAAUAUAGGACUCGUUUUACUGUGGAUAAAUAUACUUUUGUACCUUUUUCCUCCAGCAUCUUCACAACGUCCUUUGCUUUUGUUCUGGGAUUGAUUUGCACUUUUCGUACCAUAGUACGUUCAUCUCUAGGAGAUGUUGCUGACAUGGGCUAAGUGCAUGACUGCUGAUGCGAAACCAAAUUUUAAAGUUGCACUUUGUGUAUUCUAUUAUUCUAACUCCCAACAGUAAGUUGAGACUGAGUGAGCUCAUGUAUUUUUUAUUUUUUAUAUAUACACUACCAUUCAAAAGUUUGGGGUCACUCAGAAAUGUCCCAUUUUUUUGUCCAUUAAAAUAACAUCAAAUUGAUCAGAAAUACAGUGUAGACAUCGUUAAUGUUGUAAAUUACUAUUGUAGCUGGAAACGGCAAAUUUUAGGCGUACAGGGGCCCAUUAUCAGCAACCAUCACUCCUGUGUUCAAAUGGCACGUUGUGUUAGCUAAUCCAAGUUUAUCAUUUUAAAAGGCUAAUUGGUUAUUAGAAAACCCUUUUGCAAUUGUGUUAGCAAAGCUGAAAACUGUUGUCCUAAUUAAAGAGGCAAUAAAAGUGGCCUUCUUUAGACUAGUUGAGUAUCUGGAGCAUCAGCAUUUGUGAUUUCAAUUACAGGCUCAAAAUGGGUAAGCAAAAAUGUACGUUCCCUCAACUGCCAAGGAACCAAAUGUGCUAUCUGGUGUGUUUGUUAGUUUAAAAUACUUUAUUUACCUGGCCCCUGUCCCUCUGCAUAUGUGUCAGCCUGAUAUUUUUGUUUACUCAGGCUAUGCCCGUUGUGGCAUAAGUUUCUGUUUGGAGGAAAUGUCAACUGAAGUUUCGUUUUCGUAUCAUACUGUGUUGCUUUUACAGUUGUGUCCAAUGGCAUAAAGUACUUAAGUAAAAAUACUUUGAAGUA
Messenger RNA from Oncorhynchus nerka (sockeye salmon), 5837 nucleotides. Its product is annotated as probable E3 ubiquitin-protein ligase HERC6. Gene Ontology annotation, cellular component: cytoplasm. Gene Ontology annotation, biological process: ubiquitin-dependent protein catabolic process; protein ubiquitination. The transcript is spliced from 23 exons. The record is from RefSeq and is a predicted model, not a curated record. The coding region runs from base 42 to 3098 and encodes 1018 amino acids. Gene Ontology annotation, molecular function: ubiquitin protein ligase activity. Lineage: Eukaryota; Metazoa; Chordata; Actinopteri; Salmoniformes; Salmonidae.